Cajanus cajan (pigeon pea) is the source of this 561-nucleotide messenger RNA. The record is from RefSeq and is a predicted model, not a curated record. Lineage: Eukaryota; Viridiplantae; Streptophyta; Magnoliopsida; Fabales; Fabaceae.
AUGGAUCAGUUGAGGGGAGCUUCUGUGUUCUCUAAGAUUGAUUUGAGGUCUGGAUAUCACCAGAUUUGGGUAAAGGAGGAAGACAUACCAAAGACUGCUUUCAAGACUCGGAUUUUCAGACCCUUUUUGGAUAAGUUUGUUGUGGUGUUCGUUGAUGACAUUUUAGUUUAUUCUGAAUCUAUGGAAGAACAUUUGAGGAUAGUUUUGCAAGUAUUGAAGGAGAAACAAUUAUUUGUAAAGUUGCCAAAAUGUAAAGCGAAUGUGGUAGCAGAUGCUUUGAGCAAAAAAUCUCUUCAUAUGUCUUACAUGAUGGUUAAAGAGAUGGAGUUAGUAGAGAAAUUCAGGGAUAUGAAUCUUAACAUUUUGGAUGCGGGUUUGAAUAAGGUUAGAAAGUUGUUGGGUUCUGAGAAAGCUGAAGGAUUUGAACAAGAUGUGGAUGGAGUUUUGAGGUACAAGGGCAGACUUUGUAUUCCACAGGAUGAAGAGUUGAAGAAGUUGAUACUUGAAGAAGGUCAUAAAAGCAAGUUGAGUGUACAUCCGGGUAUGACAAAAAUGUAUUAA